Messenger RNA from Paramecium pentaurelia, 1525 nucleotides. The record is from the annotation of a GenBank genome assembly. Lineage: Eukaryota; Ciliophora; Oligohymenophorea; Peniculida; Parameciidae.
AUGCUUAGAUAAUUUUGUUUGAGAUUUAGGUUUUGCUAAGUAAUAAAUAAGGAGAAUAUUUAAAUAUAUAAUGCCAUCUCAUAAAAAAUUGAAUAGUAACCAUUUAAAGCAUCAAUUGUUGAUAUUUGGAAAUUAUCAUCAAUUAACCUUAUGGAUAAUUAACUUUGGGAAAAGACAGAAAUUUAAUUUUCAAAGUGGUUGAAUCAUAUUGAUAAUGAAGAUUUAACAAAAAUGGGAUUUCUUAUAUCUAAACAUCAUCAAUUUUUAUCAUUAAAGGCAAAAUUGCAAUUUGAAAACAGAAUAAGAAAAUUAUCAAAAACUUUGACAGAUAAACAAAUAUCUUCACUUAUAGAAAAGAUAUUCCCAUUAGCAACAGAAAAUACUAAGACUUUAUUGAUUUAAUUGUUUUUAAAUUAGUAAAAUAUGGAUAAUUUAAAUCAAAUGAAGUCUCUAUUAAUUAUAUUAGAAAAUAGUAAAGUUUUACUUCAACCUAUAAUUGAAAGAUUGAAAUCAAUUUCAUCAAUUACAGAAUUCAACAAUUAUGAUGAAAUCAUUAUUUAUUUAUAAUUAUUUUACAGUAAUCUAAUUCAUAAUUGGAUUGCUUUAAUUUCACAUAGAGAAGAAACUAAAACAAAAUUUAAUGAAAUAAUAUAUGGAAAUAAAAGUAAUAUAUCAUAAUCCAAAAUUGAUCCUUAAUUAAAUUACUUAAACUUAGAUGACAUUUACAAAGAAAUCAAUAAAUAAUCAAUUGAAGAUACUUUGGAAUUUAAAAGAUUUUUAGCAUUUAUUUAAUUUAUUAGAGCCUGUAAAUAUAAGAAUGUUUCAGUAAAAAAUAAGGUUGAUAUUUCCCAGUUAUAUUAAAGAAUUAUUCUUAAACUUACACCUCUUGAGAUUAUUUAAGUAAACUAUGAUCUUGUAAUAUUUUAGAUGAUAAGCGAAUUAGAUAAAAUUAUACCUAUUGAUAUUUAGAUUAAUUCCUUAAAAUAAUAUGUCAAAACCAAUGAACUACAAAUGAAUAAUAAUUAUUAUAUAAUGUUUUAAACUGCUAAUCUUAAAUAUUUAUAAAGUUACCAUUCAUUUUAACAUUAGGUCAAGAACUAAGUGAAAUUUUUAUUUCCAAUAUAAAAUACACUAUUGAAAGUUUCAAUAUAAAUACUCUUUCAGAACUAUACUCCUUAUUAUUGAAAACUGAGAGUACUUUUAAAGAGUUACAAUCCAUGAUUUUAGAAAUGAGACAAAAAACUAAAGAUAUUACCAUAAAAACAAUUUAAAUUAAUAAUAGUAUUAAAAUUAAUUGUGCUUUAUAAAUAACAAAAUUAUAUAAUCUUUAGAAUGAAACUUUAUAAGUAAUAAGAUAUUAUAUAAUUAGAUUCUUUGGGAGAAAGUUACAAUUGAAGAUCUUCCAUAGGUUUAAUAAAUUUUAGUAGUGUUGAGAUAAUAUGUCAGUCAUAAUAAAUUAACUGAGGAUCAAAUGAAUCUUAUUUAAAGGAUCUUGAGAAAUAAGUUCUAAAUUACAUAAAAAUGA